Molecule: messenger RNA, 1860 nt
Organism: Nicotiana attenuata
Lineage: Eukaryota; Viridiplantae; Streptophyta; Magnoliopsida; Solanales; Solanaceae
Exons: 5
Coding region: 1-1860 (619 amino acids)
Molecular function (GO): zinc ion binding; nucleic acid binding
Source: RefSeq, a predicted model, not a curated record
AUGGUACGUGAUAUGAGGGCCAGAGUUAGGCGUUUUGUGUUGGGGCUUUUAGAUGAUUUGUUUGCUGAUGCUAAUAUAGCUGCUCAGAAUAAUGACAUGACCAUCACUAAGAUGGUUACCUUUGUUCAAGGGAACGAAGACAGGUUGAAGGAAGAAGAGCGGCUACGGAGAGAGAAGGAGAGGGAAUUCAGCAAGAGAGCUAAGUCUGCAGGAAAUUUCAGCCAUGGCGGAUCUCAAGCAGGAGGCAAUCGCCAUUUCUUCAGGAAAUCAAAAUCAGGACCCGCUCCAUCUUCAGCUAGUGCACCGGCUAGUGUGGGCUACAGAGUCCCUGGUCACCCUAUUUGCAACACGUGUGGUAAGAGGCACCCAGGGUUGUGUCGUUUGGGCACAAAUGGUUGCUUUGGGUGCGGUCAGCAGGGCCACUUCUUGAGGGAUUGUCCAUCGGCAAAGCAGAACAAUGGAGGCAAUGUAGCUCAGUCCACUAAUUCAGCAGCCCAUCAUAACUCUCAGGCUCAGCAAGGGUGCGGCGCAGCAAAGUCUAAUAAUGCAGGCGGUGGACGAAACCGCUAUCCGGGAUCCACCCUAUCUUAUGUAACCCCAUAUAUUGCAAAGAAAUUUGGGGUAGAACUAGAAAAGUUGUGUGAACCCUUUGAAGUGUCCACUCCAGUUGGAGAAUUAGUUAUAGCAAGGUGUAUCUAUAGGGGAUGUCCAGUUAAAGUGCGUCAUCGUCUUACUGUAGCAGACUUAGUAGAAUUGGAGAUGUUAGACUUCGAUGUGAUCAUGGGCAUGGAUUGGUUAGAGUCAUGUUAUGCCAAAGUGGGUUGUAGAACCAAAAUAGUAUGUUUUGAAUUUCCCGGUGAACCAGUCUUAGAAUGGAAGGGUGAUGCAGUAACACCUAGGGGUAGGUUUAUUUCCUACCUUAAAGCCAGAAAGAUGAUCUCCAAGGGAUAUAUCUAUCACCUGGUUCGAGUUAAGGAUGCAGAUGCUCAGAUCCCCACUCUCCAGUCGGUACCUAUUGCGAAUGAGUUUCCAGAAGUGUUUCCCGAAGAUCUCCCUGGAAUCCCUCCCGAUAGAGAGAUUGACUUUGGAAUUGAUCUACUUCCAGGCACUAAGCCGAUAUCUAUUCCGCCUUACAGAAUGGCUCCAGUAGAGUUGAAAGAGCUAAAAGUCCAGUUGAAAGACCUUCUAGAUAAGGGAUUUAUAAGGCCAAGUGUUAAGGAAGUUGAUAUUCCAAAAAUAGCUUUUAGGACUCGAUAUGGGCAUUUCGAAUUUUUGGUAAUGUCAUUUGGUUUAACGAAUGCACCAGCAGCUUUCAUGGACCUGAUGAAUAGGGUCAUCAAGCCUUAUCUUGAUUUGUUUGUUAUCGUGUUUAUUGAUGACAUCUUGAUUUAUUCCCGUAGCGAGACUGACCAUGCCGAACAUCUCAGAAUUGUGUUGCAGACACUGCAGGAUCACAGGCUAUAUGCAAAAUUUUCUAAGUGUGAAUUCUGGUUGAAAUCAGUAGCGUUUUUGGGCCAUGUCAUCUCAGGGGAAGGCGUGAAGGUGGACUCUCAGAAAAUAGAGGCAGUGAAGAAUUGGCCUAGACCCACCUCAGUAUCCGAUAUAAGAAGUUUCUUGGGUCUAGCAGGCUAUUACAGGCGUUUCGUAGAGGGAUUUUCUUCUAUCUCGUCCCCUUUAACUAGAUUAACUCAGAAGAAAGUCAAGUUUCAAUGGUCGGACGCGUGCGAGAAAAGUUUUGAGGAACUAAAGAAGAAGUUGACUUCAGCUCCAGUCCUGACACUACCGGAAGGAACCGAGGGGUUCGUUGUUUAUUGUGAUGCUUCAGGGAUCGUGGUGCGCAGUUCACAGCAAACUUUUUGA